Fraxinus pennsylvanica is the source of this 867-nucleotide messenger RNA. NCBI's taxonomy places the organism in Eukaryota, Viridiplantae, Streptophyta, Magnoliopsida, Lamiales, Oleaceae. The record is from the annotation of a GenBank genome assembly.
AUGACUACCACCGGAAUGGCCUUCUACUCAGCCAAUUUCAUGCUGCAAACUCCACCUGAGCUAGAUAAUGACCACCAACCCUCCACCUCUCUCGCUCCAAUUCUUCCCUCUUGCCCUCCACAACACUUCCAUGCUAUAGCUCCAUUUCUAAGCAAGAGAUCAACCAUGUCGUUUUCCGGGGUUGAUGUUUGCGAAGAAAGUCACGGUGGAGAGGAUGAUUUAUCGGACGACGGAUCACAAAUGGGAGAGAAGAAGAGGAGACUUAACAUGGAGCAAGUGAAGACACUUGAGAAGAGCUUUGAGUUGGGUAACAAGCUUGAACCCGAAAGAAAAAUGCAGUUGGCUCGAGCUCUUGGCCUACAACCAAGACAAAUUGCAAUUUGGUUCCAGAAUAGAAGAGCAAGAUGGAAAACUAAGCAAUUGGAGAAAGAUUAUGAAAUUCUUAAGAGACAGUUUGAAGCUGUUAAAGCAGAAAAUGAAGCUCUACAAGCCGAAAACCAGAAAUUCCACUCAGAGAUAUUGGCACUAAAGAAUAGGGAGCCAAUGGAAUCAAUUAAUCUGAACAAAGAAACAGAAGGGUCUUGCAGUAACAAAAGUGAAAAUAGUUCUGAUAUAAGGCUAGACAUUUCAAGAACUCCAGCAACUGAUAGCCCUUUAAUCACAAACCCAACAAGCAGAACCCUCUUCCCAUCUUCAAUGAGGCCUACAGGAAUGACACAGUUCUUCCAGAAUUCAUUGAGACCGGCAGAGGUUCCGUGCCAUAAAAUGGACCAAACUGUUAAAGAUGAAGGCUUCUGCAAUAUGUUCUGUGGCAUGGAGGAUCAGACAGGAAUUUGGCCAUGGUUAGAGCAACAGCAUUUCAGUUAA